AGAACACGCAAUAUCGCUAUGUACCUUGGAUAUAAACAGAGGCCGUUGUCACUCUGGCACCUAAAACGAAACUGCUCCUAGCCAAGCUUCAACGGGUCAAUAAGAAUGGCAACCAACCACAUCGCAAAACUACUUGAUGAUUUAAGCGCCGAGUUUCUAGAAUGUCCCAUUUGCCGAAAUCCGUUCGAUGAAAAUAUGCAUACACCUAGGUAUUAUCCCUGUACACACACGACCUGUGAACAAUGUAUGACUCAUCAAUUUCUACAAAGUUCAACUUAUGAACGUGUGAUCCGCUGUCCGUUGUGCUUGCGAGUCUAUCAGGCCUCCUCCCCUGACGUUUUAAAUUAUGAAAAAAACAAUAUUUUAAGAGAUUUGAAAUCUUUUAUUUCGACCAAAGAGAAAGAGGAGUUUUGCGACAAGUGUCCAAACAAGUUUGCGGACGCGUACUGUAAAGAUUGUGACUCAAGUCUGUGUAGAUCUUGUAGUGAAGCAAUCCACAUUGGCAAUAACUCAAGUCACAACAUGAUGUUCAAGGACAAGAAACUUCAAGUUGACGCGUGUCAUUUUUGUCUUAAGCAGUCGGAUAUAUUCUGCCCAAAUUGUAAAAUAUUCUUUUGUAAAGCUUGUAGAAAUGUUCACCACAGUGACGAAACUGUUGGUAUUCAUAAAGUCUGCAUCACCAACCCAGAAUACAUUCCAUACAUACCACUGGAAGUUUCAUUUAUGCAAAAACCACGGGAAAUCGACGAUUCUAUGCGGGGUCCUGGUCGAAUCAUUAACGAACGAUUCCAAAUUUUGAUAUGGAAACUAUGGACCUUCGGUCAGGCUUUCGUUGCCAUGACGUCUCCAGUUAACACUGCCUUGGUGCUCUUUCUGAUUAUGCUAGUCAUAAUAGGCGUAUAUAUCCCUAGCUUUCCCGCCUUCACCAUUCUACCAUCAGAGGAAGUCGAACCGGUGAACAUGGUAUGUCAACACAGGACAAAAGAAGAAGUGUACCAGAACACGGAAAUAUCGAAAAAGCAAGUGCAUAGGACUGUGUGUACCUUUAACGUUUUUCAUUACAAUUUACUCAGCAGAAACAGGACAUAUUUUGUACUUGACAUUGACAUUGACAUAGCAAAAACAUAUCGUUAUGGGAGGGUUGGAAAACUGUUCACCAUCAAGUUGUUUCAUCUAAACAAGGAGCACAACACACAUCACAAACAACGUAAUAUGUACUUGUCUGUUUCUCGGUGCAAGACCGAAAAUGGCGAACUUGCUAUGUGUCUGGAAGACAUCAGCUACAAGAAAGAGACCCAACUGACCCAGAGGCUCAUCAGCACAGUAGUGAUGAAACAGAUCAAGAGGGUAUCGUUCCUUUUUUUGGUAGAUAACGAGAAAAAAAUAAUGGAAAUCUUCACACCUGUGAUGCUUUGGAAGGAUGUUGUUUUCCUAGAGCAUUACUAUGAAAGCAAGACCUUAAGCGUUUGGAUCUCACUUGCUGAUUCAAAAAAUGAUAAGUAUAUAACAGCAAGAAUAAGGAGUGGGGCAGAUAUUACAAUCGUCGAUCUACCAAAUCCUGCCGUUGUUACUAAUUAUCAGAUCGUCCAUCGGGUGUUAACGUAUCCUUUCCGCUGCCUUUAUGCCUACCUCUGGAAUGCAAUCCUACCACUUCCUAUUCCAAACGAAAAUAACGAAAAGGAGACAUUGCACCCCUAAAUUCAUUUUGUGCGUUCCUUUGAGACUCACUGCUUUAUUAAUUGUCAAUACACAGCUUUUCUUUUGGUUUUAAAUUUAUUUCAUUUAACAGGAGAUUUUAGUUUCAGUUUCAUAAUGUGUAUUUCCUUAUCCUGCUUUGCAACAUUAUUCGCAGCCGGAUCCUAAAUAGGCCAUGAGUUUGACCCCUGGCAUCUCUGUUUUUCAAUAUAAUCGAAACACUAUAAUGCUGCAAAAUAUAUCGAAAGACGAAUGAAGCAAAUACAAAAUGGAAUCCACAGUACAUUCUGUAGCUAUUUAAAAUGUUAUAAAAUUAUGUUUCCAAAGUAUGUUCCCAAAAUAUGUAUAUGGUAAGUGUUUUUCAUUUAACAGAAUCACGGGUUUGACAUAUUUUUCUGUAAUACAUAUUUCACUGUGUAAUAUCGCCAUAAAGAAACAGUCUAUCCAUUCAAGGAUCCCUGUCCCACUGCACUGUGUUUUUUUCCUAAAUACGUAUACAGUAAACUCCAUGUAACUUCCGCUUGGAUUUAAUUGCAGCACAGUUGGUCCACGACGCUUCCGUGUACCAGGUCGCUCAAUCAGUUAGAGCGAUGUUAUUAUCAAUCUGAAACUCAGGGUUUGAAUUUCGGUCUAGUCACGGCCUGCUGAAGUGUUACACCCAGAACACUGUUGUUGUUUGUAUUUUGUUUAUUUCAUCCUUAUUAUCUCUCAUAAAAGUCUCGCAAUGUAUAGGUUCCUUUAAAAAAUGAUCUAUCAAAGCUAUAAUUUUGCUUUGCUGAUGUGUUCUCAUGGUAACGCUAAUGUAUUCUCAUGGUUACGCUUAUGUGUUCCUAUGGUUUCGGUGACAAAAAUAUACAUAUCAAUUAAUUAUUGCUCUGCCGUGGCGUUAACAAAAGAUAUGAGUACGUAACAAGUACAUAAGGUAUGGUGCACUUUAUGCUAGUUUGUAUCAUUAUCCUUUAUUUAAACACUCAUGAUUUCCAUUAUAAGUUCUACAUUUGAAUUAUGAAUUAGUCUACCAAUAAAUUUGCAGGAAAGUUGAUUAUCCAGUAAAUAUGGAUGACGAUGUUGAUUUUAUCACCGAGGAAUCACGCAUACUAAUUCCCCGUUUAACUUCUUCAGUAAAGCACACCUAUCCGCAAACAAGUUAACUUAACUCAUUUCGAAAAAAGGUACUAUAAUGUUAAAGUGUUUAUAAAUCAACACCUUCAGAUGUUUAGAUAUAUGAGUGGCGCUUUUAAUCAUGCUAGCGUGGUCAAUGCUUAUCGUUUUUUAUAUAUGCAUGUUAAAAUGUUAAUAUUAUAAGGCUUUAUUUAUUUGUUUCAGUUCCAUGAAAGAGUAUUUUGUGACCAUUUGGUUGAUUAUAUUUGACCUGUUACCUCACUUUACCAUCACUUUACGAAGGUAUAUGUCAUACACUAUGAGAAAUCUAAAUUUGUCAUUGAAAACAAAAAUGGAAUAAAUGCA
This is a messenger RNA of Mizuhopecten yessoensis (Yesso scallop), 3162 nucleotides long. RefSeq lists its product as uncharacterized. The transcript has 4 exons. The record is from RefSeq and is a predicted model, not a curated record. Bases 106 to 1698 code for a protein of 530 amino acids. NCBI's taxonomy places the organism in Eukaryota, Metazoa, Mollusca, Bivalvia, Pectinida, Pectinidae. Gene Ontology annotation, molecular function: zinc ion binding; ubiquitin-protein transferase activity. Gene Ontology annotation, cellular component: chromatin; nucleoplasm. Gene Ontology annotation, biological process: positive regulation of DNA-templated transcription.